CCAGGGCGACAGGAGCUUCCGAAAGCCGUUGGUACUCUAGAUUGGAGACUUAGAAGUUUCUUUGUUGCUGGCUUUGACUGCUGGGCUCGUCCUCUCGGGGUUCCCAGGAUGUUCUUUUACCUGAGCAAGAAAAUUGCCAUUCCCAAUAAUGUGAAGCUAAAGUGUAUAUCUUGGAACAAGGACCAAGGAUUCAUAGCAUGCGGUGGUGAAGAUGGAUUACUGAAAGUUUUGAAAUUGGAGACACAGACAGAUGAUGGGAAGUUGAGGGGUCUUGCAGCCCCUAGUAACCUUUCUAUGAAUCAGACUCUUGAAGGUCAUAGUGGUUCUGUUCAAGUUGUCACAUGGAAUGAACAAUACCAGAAGUUGACUACCAGUGAUCAAAAUGGUCUUAUCAUUGUUUGGAUGUUAUAUAAAGGCUCAUGGUAUGAGGAGAUGAUCAACAAUAGGAACAAAUCAGUGGUUCGAAGUAUGAGCUGGAAUGCCGACGGACAGAAGAUCUGCAUCGUGUACGAAGAUGGGGCUGUGAUAGUUGGUUCUGUGGACGGGAAUCGCAUUUGGGGAAAAGACCUGAAGGGUAUACAGUUGUGCCAUGUAGCCUGGUCCGCAGAUAGCAAAAUCUUACUUUUUGGAAUGGCAAAUGGAGAAAUACACAUUUAUGAUAAUCAGGGGAAUUUUAUAAUGAAAAUGAAACUCAGUUGUUUAGUGAAUGUCACUGGAGCAAUCAGUAUUGCUGGAAUUCAUUGGUACCACGGCACAGAAGGCUACGUGGAGCCAGAUUGCCCUUGCCUUGCUAUUUGCUUUGACAAUGGGAGAUGCCAAAUAAUGAGACAUGAAAAUGACCAAAAUCCUGUUUUAAUUGAUACUGGCAUGUAUGUAGUCAGCAUCCAGUGGAACCACAUUGGCAGUGUGCUAGCUGUUGCAGGCUCCCAGAAGGCCAUCACUCAGGAUAAAGAUGUAAACAUUGUACAGUUUUACACUCCAUUUGGUGAGCAUCUGGGUACUUUGAAGGUUCCUGGAAAGCAGAUGUCUGCACUAUCCUGGGAAGGAGGUGGACUGAAAAUUGCACUAGCUGUUGAUUCUUUUAUAUAUUUUGCAAAUAUUCGACCUGAUUAUAAGUGGGGUUACUGCUCAAACACUGUAGUUUAUGCGUAUACCAGACCUGAUCGUCCAGAGUACUGCGUUAUCUUUUGGGAUACAAAAAACAAUGAGAAAUAUGUUAAAUAUGUCAAGAGUCUCAUUUCUAUUACUACUUGUGGAGAUUUCUGCAUUUUGGCUACAAAAGCUGAUGAAAAUCAUCCUCAGGAGGAGAACGAUAUGGAAACAUUUGGUGCAACGUUUGUGCUAGUUCUUUGUAAUUCUAUUGGCACACCCCUGGAUCCCAAAUACAUUGAUAUUGUACCAUUAUUUGUUACAAUGACCAAAACCCAUGUGGUAGCAGCUUCGAAAGAAGCGUUUUAUACCUGGCAAUAUCGUGUGGCAAAGAAGCUCACAGCAUUGGAAAUUAAUCAGAUCACACGGUCUCGAAAAGAAGGCAGAGAAAGAAUUUAUCAUGUUGAUGAUACUCCUUCUGGGUCAGUGGAUGGGGUGCUUGAUUAUAGUAAAGCCAUUCAAGGAACAAGGGAUCCAAUUUGUGCCAUAACUGCAUCUGACAAGACAUUGAUUGUGAGUCGUGAAUCUGGCACCAUUCAGAGAUACAGUCUUCCUAAUGUUGGUUUGAUUCAAAAAUAUUCCCUUAAUUGUCGAGCCUACCAGUUAUCCUUGAAUUGCAACUCCAGUCGUCUUGCAAUCAUAGACAUCGCAGGAGUUCUAACCUUCUUUGACUUGGAUGCUCGGGUAACAGACAGCACAGGACAGCAAGUCACCGGCGAGUUGUUAAAAUUGGAGCGAAAAGAUGUCUGGGAUAUGAAGUGGGCCAAAGAUAAUCCUGAUCUGUUUGCAAUGAUGGAGAAGACAAGGAUGUAUGUUUUCAGAAACUUGGAUCCUGAGGAGCCCAUUCAGACUUCUGGAUAUAUUUGUAACUUUGAGGACUUAGAAAUUAAAUCUGUUCUUUUGGAUGAGAUAUUAAAGAAUCCAGAACAUCCAAACAAAGAUUAUAUCAUUAACUUCGAGAUUCGGUCCCUGCGAGAUAGCCGAGCACUGAUUGAGAAGGUUGGAAUUGAAGAUGCAUCUCAAUUCAUAGAGGACAACCCACACCCCCGACUUUGGCGCCUGUUGGCUGAAGCAGCUCUUCAGAAGCUGGAUUUGCACACUGCGGAGCAAGCGUUCGUGCGCUGUAAGGAUUACCAAGGCAUUAAGUUUGUGAAGCGCCUGGGCAACCUACAGAGUGAGUCCAUGAAGCAGGCAGAGGUGGUCGCCUACUUCGGCAGGUUCGAGGAAGCAGAGAGAAUGUACCUCGAUAUGGACAGAAGAGAUCUUGCUAUUGGCCUCCGGCAGAAAUUGGGAGAUUGGUUUAGAGUACUCCAACUCCUGAAAACUGGAUCUGGUGAUGCAGAUGACAGUCUCCUUGAACAAGCCCACAACGCCAUCGGAGACUACUUUGCUGAUCGACAAAAGUGGUUGAAUGCUGUACAGUAUUAUGUACAAGGCCGGAACCAGGAGCGCUUAGCUGAAUGUUAUUAUAUGUUAGAAGAUUAUGAAGGAUUGGAGAAUCUUGCCAAUUCACUUCCAGAAAACCACAAGUUGCUUCCAGAAAUAGCACAAAUGUUUGUGAGAGUUGGAAUGUGUGAACAAGCAGUGACUGCGUUUUUGAAAUGUAAUCAACCAAAGGCAGCAGUGGAUACCUGUGUACAUCUCAACCAAUGGAACAAAGCUGUUGAAUUGGCUAAAAGUCAUAGUAUGAAAGAAAUUGGUUCCCUGAUAGCGAGGUAUGCAUCUCAUUUAUUGGAAAAGAAUAAAAUUUUUGAUGCCAUAGAACUCUACCGGAAAGCCAGUUACUUUUAUGAUGCUGCUAAACUGAUGUUUAAGAUUGCAGAUGAAGAGGCAAAGAAAAGAACUAAACCAUUACGUGUUAAGAAGCUCUAUGUACUAUCAGCUUUACUUAUAGAGCAGUACCAUGAACAAAUGAAAAAUGCCCAACGAGGAAAAGUUAAAGGAAAGAACUCAGAGGCCACUUCUGCUUUGGCUGGUUUGCUGGAAGAAGAAGCUCUGUCCACAACUAGUCGUUUCACAGAUAAUGCGUGGAGGGGGGCUGAGGCUUACCACUUCUUCAUCUUGGCACAGAAGCAGCUCUACGAGGGCAGUGCUGACAGUGCACUGAAGACAGCUCUUCAUCUGAGAGACUAUGAAGACAUUAUCCCUGCCGUUGAGAUCUACUCUCUGUUGGCCCUCUGUGCAUGUGCCAGUAGAGCUUUUGGUACCUGUUCAAAAGCUUUUAUUAAACUUGAAUCUUUAGAGACCCUCAAUUCAGAACAGAAACAGCAAUAUGAAGAUCUUGCUCUAGAAAUCUUCACCAAACAUACUCCAAAAGAUAACAGAAAACCUGAACUGGACAGCCUUCUUGAAGGAGGGGAAGGGAAACUGCCAACGUGUGUUGCCACAGGAAGCCCAAUCACUGAGUAUCAAUUCUGGAUGUGCAGCGUGUGCAAGCACUGUGUUCUGGCUCAGGAAAUCAGUAACUGCAACUUCUGCCCCUUAUGUCAUAGUCCAGUGGGAUGAAGGAGUGACAAACUAUGGAUAAUUGGAGUGUUUUUUGUAAUAAAGUUGAUUCUGAACAUCUUAUAUGAAAAUCAGCAUUAUUAUUUCAUAGUUGUAUUUUAUAAAAAAUUCAGUAGAUAACAUACAUGAUAUAUACACACAUAUAUAAAUUAUGUAUAAUUUUGUGUAAAAAUAUAACUUAAAUAAUGAUGCUAAUUUUCAUAGAAAGUGUAUGGAAAUCCAUCGUAUUGUCUGUCUGUUUAUCUAUCUUGUGGUUGUUUAUAUGAUACUAUGGAAAUAUUCCAAACAAGAAAUUUUUUUCCUCACAGUGUCAGGGUUACUAAUUCAUUAAAAAGCUUGGUGCAGGGGAGGAGGGAAUCAUGGGAAUGGGGCAAAGUUGAAUUUAGGGAAUUGACAUAACCUGUAAGAGAAGGAGGUUUAACAGCUGUGAUACUGAAAGGAGCACUAUCUGUAGCUGCAUUUAAUUAAAUAAGUUUAUUGAAUGUCUUCUCUAUUUUAUUUUUAGCAGUGAGGAGAAGGCAUUUUAAGACUUUUUACAAUUUGAAUUAUUUGUAAUAGCUUAGUUUUUAUAUAGAUUUUCCUUUUUUAUCUACCCUUUUAGUUUCAUCUAAGAGAUGGCAUUUGGCAUGUAAUCUUCAUAUCUUCAAACACUUGGCUCUGUUUAGAAUGAUAUAAAUUUAUACAAAGAUAUCCAGUUUAUAGUUAUAGAUUCAUUUGAAACAUUGUUGCUAAGCUGGACCUUUCAUUUAAACAACUCUUGGACUAUGGGGAGUGAUUCUCACUAUGCAUGUUUUGAGUCACUGUCAUUUAAAUUAAAAAGAAAAAAUUGUAAUCAGUAA
Messenger RNA from Vicugna pacos (alpaca), 4493 nucleotides. The record is from RefSeq and is a predicted model, not a curated record. NCBI's taxonomy places the organism in Eukaryota, Metazoa, Chordata, Mammalia, Artiodactyla, Camelidae.